This is a messenger RNA of Aspergillus neoniger CBS 115656, 979 nucleotides long. RefSeq lists its product as uncharacterized. Bases 268 to 780 code for a protein of 170 amino acids. The record is from RefSeq and is a predicted model, not a curated record. Lineage: Eukaryota; Fungi; Ascomycota; Eurotiomycetes; Eurotiales; Aspergillaceae. The transcript is spliced from 4 exons.
GGGGGCGCGUGCUGCUGAUUGACUCGACUAGCAUGAAAAGAUAAGUGAAGGAUAACGGCUACUACACCACCAUCUUUUACUACUAUACUAGCACUCUAUAUCAAUUUCUUAUACGAAAUACGAUGAACCGAACCCCCAUUCAUUCUCUUCACCAUAAUAGCCCAGAGACACACACCGGAAUUCAAAAGCGAGAGAUACGAGAAUUGGAGUGAUUUGGCAAGAAGCCCAUCCCGUGAUUUGUGUGCUCGUCUACGCUAGUUAAUUAGGAUGAGUUCGGGGCCGAUCGGCGCCAUACGGAGUUGUGGAGAUAGUGACACAAUUAUCGGUUGUCACUCCUUCUUUUUCCCUGGCCAUCAUGGGUCCUUUUUCAGGUUGAGGAUGUGGGAACUGGGAACUUCUCGGCUGAGUGUGGGGGGUACAAGAUUUGCUUUGUUUGUCCAGCCUGCUUCUUUGAGUCAUAGAAAACAGAUCUGUCAACAUUGCCUAUUUCUUUCGAGCUUUUGUUACUUUUUUGGACCGGGUCCCUCACUCUCUCACACAGAGACAAAGAGAGUCCUUCCAAAUCGGGCUUCCCCGUUGUCUCUCAAUCAAUUCUCAAUUCUCUCUCGCUCCAGACUCGUCCGUCCCGGAUCGUCAUCCCCGAGCCCCGCCGCGUCUUCUUCGACUAGGCUACUUGUCUUGUGCUUUGCUACUAAAACUUCCUCAGACUUAAAACAGAAAAAAGGCGCCCCCAAACAUACCACCGUGCUCAACCCAGGAUGGAUCCUCCCAAGACAAUAAAUGGGUCGGCUAGUCUUUUGACAGUGGCGGAUUCAAAUCCGCGGCAACUAAUCGUUCCUUCAGCGGUACUUGCUUCGGAGUGAGAUCGCAGUUCGGUCGCCAAGAGAGCAACAGGCCCUGCUAUGAUUCGUCCCCUCGUUUACUUGCCAAAUGAUGGUAAUCCUUCACGGAUCUUCAGCCCGCCCCUCCUUCUUCGCCG